Pipistrellus kuhlii (Kuhl's pipistrelle) is the source of this 2401-nucleotide messenger RNA. It is a transcript of the gene RBPMS, whose product is annotated as RNA binding protein, mRNA processing factor. NCBI's taxonomy places the organism in Eukaryota, Metazoa, Chordata, Mammalia, Chiroptera, Vespertilionidae. The coding region runs from base 489 to 1157 and encodes 222 amino acids. Gene Ontology annotation, molecular function: mRNA binding. The transcript has 7 exons. The record is from RefSeq and is a predicted model, not a curated record.
GGCAGGAGGAGGAGGGGAGGGGAGGGGAGGGGAGAAGGGAGGGGAGGGAGGAAGGCGAGAGAAAGGGAGCUGCCCGGAUCCCGGACUUCCCAGAGCCUGCCCGGAGCGCGCACUCAGCGGCUCCCCGUCCCAGCGCCCCCGCCGCCCCGCACUCCGCCGCCGCCGCCUCCGCCCCGCGCCCCCCGCCCCGCCUUCCAGGAGCCGCCGGGCCCCUCGGCCGCCUCCCCACUCUCCGGGGUCACUCCUGGAGCGCGCGCCCUCGCCCAUCCUUUCUUCCUUCCUCCCCUGGCGCCCGCCCUCGCUCUCCAGGUCUCCGCCCGGGUCCCGAUCGCCCCGGUCGGUCCCGCCUCGGUCCCGGCGCCUCGCCUCGCCCGCCCGGAGCCCCGCUUCCUGAGCCGCCGCCCCGCGCCCGCCGCCCGGGGACGGGAAGAGGGCGAGCCCGCCGCGCCCAGCCCCGCGCCCGCCGCCCGGCGAGGGAGCCCGGGAAGAUGAACAACGGCGUCAAAGCCGACGACAGCCCCGCGAGCGAGGCCAGCCUCCAGGAGGAGGAGGGCAUCCGCUUCGAUCCUGAAAUUCCGCAAACACUACGACUAGAGUUUGCUAAGGCAAACACGAAGAUGGCCAAGAGCAAACUCGUAGGGACUCCAAACCCCAGUACUCCUCUGCCCAACACUGUACCUCAGUUCAUUGCCAGAGAGCCAUAUGAGCUCACAGUGCCUGCACUUUACCCCAGUAGCCCUGAAGUGUGGGCCCCGUACCCUCUGUACCCAGCGGAGUUAGCGCCUGCUCUACCUCCUCCUGCUUUCACCUAUCCCGCUUCACUGCAUGCCCAGGGAGGCAGCUCCAGCCCUGUCCUUUGCUUAGGGAGCAAGUGGACUCAGAGGCACAAAGCCAUAAGCCAUGGAUGCGCUGGCUCCCUCCCUCCGAGGCUACUUCUCAGGGCUGGAAGUCCCGUCAGUUCUGCUGAAUACAAACCAGGUUCCAGGUGUGUGAUGGUGGCUGCAAUCUGUCUUGUGGGUAUUAAUGCAUCUUCAGUGGUGGCUACUGUUCUCGAGCUGUUCUCCAGAACUGGAGCAUGCUGGCGUGAAAAAACCUUGCCCAGUUUUGAUCCCUUCAAGACUUUGCCACAGCCUCUAUCACACAUCUGCUUCUCUUGAAGAAAAAAAUAUAAUAAAAAUGUUUUACUCUUUUACACUGUAUAAUUGUAAGAAAUAGUGUGUUAUUUGUGAAUGCAUGAUCUGACGUCCAUUUCUGUACAGUUUGGAGAGAUUUUCAAAUGAAACAUAAGAGACGUCAACAUAAACCAAGAGUGAGUAUUUUUAUACCGAACACUGAAAUAUGAUAGGAUGAUCUUACACUGGGUUGGAUCACAAUUUUUGUGCUUAUUUUUUCUAAUACAAGGUGCAUGUUUGAGGCAUGCUUUUAAAUAUGCAAAUUUCCUGUUAAGGUACAGAAACCUGGCCCAAGUCCGGGGAGAAUGAGAACCGUGGAGUUAGAUGUUAGAGCUGCGCUGACUGAAGCACAAGGUGUGCGCUGGCAGGUCUAGGACGCCCUGCAAGGCCAUCGCCAGCCUCCAGGAACUGCUGCCAGAGUGACAGGCUCACAGCUGGGCACAGCAGCCUUUCCCUGGAGAGGGGUCCCUUAGAGGUUCCUGGCAGCCCCAGAGCUCACACAGUCUGUCUCACUGAAGGGAAACCUUGACUCUAAGAGGCCAGUGCUGCCUCAGGAAGCUGGCUCUGCCCAUCCUGCAUAGCUGCAGUGGGCGGCUCAUGUCUCCUAGGUGAUAUUGCAAAUUACUGGCUGAGCUGGUGCUGGCUGCACCGUGCCAAUGAGCCAUUCAAAACAUGGUUUUUAACCCUAUGCACUUCCUGGGAUGCUUGCACCACACCAGCCCAUGAAGGUGGCACAGUAAUAUAGACCUAAGAAUUCCUACUGCUGACCUGCCAAAACAUGAUCAUAAUCUUUCUUAACUACCUGCUCAUGUUGUGCUACAGACUUCUAUGUUUUAAUGAUUAUGUGGUUGGGUUAGGGUUUGUUUCAUUGUCUUCCAUUAGAAAUAAACAUGUCAAGAAGCUUUUAAAGGUCAUCCGUUUGUUUCAUUGUCUUCCAUUAGAAAUAAACAUGUCAAGAAGCUUUUAAAGGUCAUCGCACAAAAAACAAGAAGGGCCAGGAAAGAGGCCUCUUACCUUCAUAAAUGAGGCCAAGGGCACUCACAGCGCGGCAUGGGCAGCUGUGUUCAAACCCUGGAUGUCUUCAGCACGCCUGGCUCUCAGUGAGACUUCUACACUCGUUUCUAAGGAAAGCAGCAACUUUCACAUCGUCCAUUAUGCUUUUAUACACUGUUUAAAGGUACUUUUCUAUUGUCAUUUAAAAAAAAAUAAAGUGCUUAUCCUAGCUGUCA